UUUCAUCUCGGGGUCGGAAUAAAAGGGCUGGAAUAAAAGGGGACAGAAAAGGCGGCGGGCGGGCCCGUAGGAGUCUGGUGGCUGCAGAGCCGGAGCCGGGCCACCGCUCCCUGCUGCACCGCACCAUGGCUCCCACCCUGGCCACUGCCCAUCGGCGCCGCUGGUGGAUGGCCUGCACGGCGGUGCUGGAAAACCUCCUCUUCUCGGCAGUCCUCCUAGGUUGGGGCUCGCUGCUCAUCAUGCUCAAGUCGGAGGGCUUUUACUCCUACCUGUGUACUGAGCCAGAGAAUGUCACCAAUAGCACCGUGGCGGGUACCGAAGAGCUAGAGCAUCAGGAGGUGAGCUGGAUAAACGGCUGGCUCAGCUGCAAGGCCCAGGAUGAGAUGCUGAACCUGGCCUUCACUGUGGGCUCCUUCCUGCUCAGUGCCAUCACUCUGCCCCUGGGCAUCGUCAUGGACAAGUAUGGCCCGAGGAAGCUCCGGCUGCUGGGCAGUGCCUGCUUUGCAGUCUCCUGCUUGCUGAUUGCAUAUGGAGCAAGUAACCCAAACUCUCUCUCCGUGCUCAUCUUCAUCUCCCUGGCUCUGAAUGGCUUCGGUGGGAUGUGUAUGACCUUCACCUCAUUAACACUGCCCAACAUGUUUGGUGACCUUCGGUCCACACUUAUUGCCUUGAUGAUUGGGUCCUAUGCCUCCUCAGCAGUCACCUUCCCAGGAAUUAAGGUCAUCUAUGACUUUGGUGUCUCCUUCAUCGUCAUCCUCGUGGUCUGGGCCGGCUGCUCCGGGCUGGUUUUCCUCAACUGCUUCUUUAACUGGCCUCUGGAGCCCUUCCCGGGGCCAGAGGACAUGGACUACUCGGUGAAGAUCAAGUUCAGUUGGCUGGGCUUUGACCACAAGAUCACAGGGAAGCAGUUCUACAAGCAGGUGACCACGGUGGGGCGCCGCCUGAGUGUGGGCAGCUCCAUGAGGAGCGCCAAGGAGCAGGCAGCGCUGCAGGAGGGCCACAAGCUGUGCCUGUCCACCGUCGACCUGGAGGUGAAGUGCCACCCAGAUGCUGCAGCGGCCCCCUCAUUCAUGCACAGCGUGUUCAGCCCCAUCCUGCUGCUCAGCCUGGUCACCAUGUGUGUCACCCAGCUGCGGCUCAUCUUCUACAUGGGAGCCAUGAACAACAUCCUCAAGUUCUUGGUCAGCGGCGACCAGGACAUAGUCAGUCUCUAUACCUCCAUCUUUGGCGUGCUCCAGCUGCUCUGCCUGCUGACGGCCCCUGUCAUUGGCUACAUCAUGGACUGGAGGCUGAAGGACUGUGACGAUGCCUCUGAGGAGCCUGAGGAGAAAGACACCAGCCAAGGCGAGAAGAAGAAGAGGCGGGACCGGCAGAUCCAGAAGAUUACCAAUGCCAUGCGGGCCUUCGCCUUCACCAACCUACUGCUCGUGGGCUUUGGAGUGACCUGCCUCAUUCCCAACUUACCUCUACAGAUCCUGUCCUUCAUCUUGCACACGGUUGUGCGCGGAUUCAUUCACUCUGCCGUCGGGGGCCUGUAUGCCGCUGUGUAUCCUUCCACCCAGUUUGGCAGCCUCACAGGACUGCAGUCGCUGAUCAGUGCACUCUUCGCCCUCCUGCAGCAGCCCCUGUUUCUGGCCAUGAUGGGCCCCCUCCAAGGAGACCCUCUGUGGGUAAAUGUGGGGCUGCUUGGCCUGAGCAUGCUGGGGUUCUGUCUCCCCCUCUACCUGAUCUGCUACCGGCGACAGCUGGAGCGGCAGCUGCGGCAGAAGAGGGAGGAUGACAAACUUUUCCUCAAGAUCAACGGUUCAUCUAACCAGGAAGCUUUCGUGUAGCACCCACCACCUCAGAACUGUGGUCUCCCGCCCUUGCUUCAGUGACUGAGCAACGUCCUCCUCCCCACGCAGAGGAACCCACGCGCCCCUAGGAUCCUCUGCUUCACCACGUUGGAGUCCACGCUCUCUCCCAGGGUCCUGGUCCUGCCUCAGAGCUCUUCGGUGGAAGGGCGGGAGAGGACCAGGACGGGCAAUUUUCCUACUGCUGGAGACAGGGGCUGCCUUGAGCUUUGUUCUGCUUCCCUCGAGGGGCCUUGCAGGAGGAGCCAGGAGGACCCCCAGCAGGCAGGCUCUCUCCUCAAAGCGUCUGGAUUCUGCCUCUUGCCAAAGCAGAGGGGUCUGCCAUCUACUGCCUGCCCCCCUCCUCUCGGCUGCAUACCCACCAAAUCACUCCUGCCUGAGGACAAAGGCUUGCACUGUCUGCAGCCCCCUCGCCUGGCCCCUCGCCUCCUCUCCUGGCCAGUCAGGCUGCCUGAGGAAGGAAGGACCCGCUUCCUGUUGGUGCUAACUCCUUUGUAAUUCCAGCCUGUGGCCUAUCCUCCCGUUAGAGGCCUGUGGAGAAGCCCCACUGGCUUAAAGUCUGGGGAGGGCAUGGAGGGCAGGUGGUCACACUAAGCCUUCAGGGGCCAUGGACAAAGCUGAUGGGUCACUCCCUUACUUCCUCCUUCAGGGCCAAAGGGGGAGCAAGUUUCUGCUGUCACCCUUUAUCCAGGCUGAAGAGAAUUAAGGGGGUACCACCAGGGUGUGCCCCCCACCCCCAGCCGCAGCUGUUUUUGUGGGGGUGAAAGCGAGGCUGUGGCUGACAGACCUGAAAGUCCAAGCCUUGAGGAGAAAGUGGAUUUGCGAGGGGCCUAGGGGUGUGUGUACACGUGAAAUGUGUGUGUGUGUGUGUGUGUGUGUGUGUGUGUGUGUGAAAUGUGUGUUGGAGGGGAAUGCUGGUGGGGGUGUGCGGGCUCUGGGUGUCUGCCCUGAUCCUCCCAGACAGACCAAGAGCCAACGCGGAACCCAGGAGCCAGCCAAGCUCAGGGCUAGAAAAGGUCUGAAGCCUCCUAGCUGCAGGGCCACAGUGUCCCCUGCUGGCCAGCUGCUCCACAGCUGCCCUUCCUCUGCUGGGUGGCCUGGCUCACCAACGAUCCCCUUUGACUGCCCCCGCCAGAAAUGUGUCUGAGACUUCCUGGGAUUACUGAGAAGGAUGGGUUGAUUUUUAGUUGUUUGUUUGUUUUCCUUUUAAGUUUUAUCAGAUUCCUUUUUAUAAAGCAAUAAAUUCAUUUUCCUCCUGGUAAGGGAUGCCCCUUCGAACAUAGCAGUUAAUGGCUCCUGUGCCUAUUUUGAGGUAGAGAAGAAAAAGGCAGAACAAGACUUUCUGCCACUGACCAGCCCUAGUAGUACCCAGUUGCUCCCCGUCUUUCUGGAUGACCACCCCUCCUUGAGAGGGGCUGGGGGCCAGGAAAACACCUUCUGCCCACCUGCCCCAAUAGAGUUGUUGUUAGAUGCCAUGGAGUCAGCCCCCGUCGUGGCGCCCUUAAUGUGUAACAGAACAAAGUGCUGCUCAGUCCUGUGCUGUCUUCGUUAUCGUUAGUAUGUUUUAGUCCAUUGUUGUGGCUAUUGUGUCAAUCCAUCUCAUGGAAGAUUUCCCUCAUUUUUGCUGACCCUCUGUGCAAACAUCCUAAAAGUGUGGGCCACCUCCUCCUCUGCCACUUACACCAGGCACCCAGAAGAAUCUUGACCCCUUUUCAUUUCUUGUCAGAUUUCCCGUCACUGUUCAGCAAUCCUGGAGGUUCCUCCUGAGUCCCUGAUACGGGGACCUACCAAUGGCCCCAGGAAGCUGCCAACUUAGAACAGAGAAGCAGGAUUCUGGUGGGGGCGGGAGGUGUGAGGGGACAGCAAACUGAAACAGGAAGAGGAAGACCCAGGCUCUGCAUCAAGAGUUGAGCCUCUUUAACACACUUGAUCUAGGCUUCAGUCUGCUUCACUAUAAAGCAACAAAAAAAGAGCUAGAUCAACAUAUCCCAAACUUCCUCAGAAGGCUAGUUCUGUGAGAUGUUAAUGGUUAAUUAAAAAAAGUUUUAUAGUCAAAUUUGGGGAAUGUUGAGUCAAAGUCAAACAUGUUUCUUUAUAGUGGGCACUUGUGACGCAUCCCAGGGCAGAGAUUUGUGGCUUUACAAGAGGAGUGUGGUAUGCUGCUGGGGAGGGGGUUUCCUAUCUAGAGCCACCCUCUACCCUGCCUAGCCCGAGGACCACCUGCGCUGGAAGCUGCUGGUGUGCUUGUUUCACAGGUAGACUCCAGGUCCUGCCUCUGACCCAGAAGGAAUGGAGUCUGCAUUUUGCUCAGCCCCACCUAGUGUUUCUGGUGCACCUAGAGUUUAGGACCCAUGGAUGAAGAGGUGUGAAUUUUUGGAAACACUGACCUAGGGGAUUAGCAUGGGCCCUUCCGGUUGGGAAGAUGUGCUGAGGUUCCGAAGCCACAGCCUGUGCUGUCCCCAGCAGCGCCUGGGCCCAGCCAGAGUGGGAGCUGCUGCCUGUCUCCCACCCACCCGCAGGGUGUGGGCACCUUGUGGGAAGAAGCAGGCACCAAGAAACUAGAAUUCAGGGUGGAAAACAGUCCAGAGCCAACAGUGCAUGGGAAGUGGAGGCAUGAGAAUGGGAGUAGGUGCAGAGGCUGGGGUGAGCCAGAUGGGUUUGGUAUCCCCUGUUCCCCCAGCCCAGUCAGAGACCAAUCAUUCUGCCCUGGCUUUGUGCAGCGGAUGGAUUACAUACUUUUCCAUUAUUAUCACUGAAUCAUGAGAACAACCCGUAAGUUACAGAGAUACUAUCAUCCCUAUUUUACAGUUGGAAAAAUUGAGACCCAAAGAGGUGGAGUAACUUCCUCAAGGUAGAGCCAGGACUCACAUGUGGGUCUUGAGUCACUGGAGUGCUUGGGCCUAAAGACCAGGACAUUUGGUUCAGAGAAGCAGUACUAAGGCCAUCAGGCUUCCAGAGCAGGGUGGUAAUAGGCUGAGGAGGGGAGCUUCCUCUGGGCAGUGGGGUGAGCUCUACUCGUUAGUUAUUUGACCCUGGAGGUUGAUUGGUCCUUGGGGACCAAUUCCCUAGUCAUCCCAACCCUCCUGGUGCCCUGGGAUGGGCAAGGGACCACAAGCUGGUCAAAAGGAGUGGAUACCAAGUCGCCACAGCCCUCCCAUCUUCCCCCUUGUCCUCCGUGCUGGGGCCAGUGGGGUAGGGGGGAGAAAGGAGCAGGAAGUGAUGCUGGGCCUUGUGGUUCAGAGAGCGAGGAAGGGGCUGGGCCAUGCCAGGAACUGCUUUCCUCUCUAGUCUCUCUGCCACCCUGGGGUCUAGGCUUCCUUUGUGGUUGGUUUCCCCAAGCCCUCUGGGCUUUUGCCUGAAGCUCCUGCUGCUAGGGCCUGAACAUGGGAAGCUUCCAAUCCUCAAAGGCUGUGGUUGCUGGUGCUUGUGGAUUCCUUUCUGGUUUGCUCCAUCUCCCCUCUCCUUUUGUACCUAGGAUCAGCCUGGUGAAAAGAACCACUCAAGCCAUCAUUGUCACGGCCCUGGGCUGUGCCAACUGAGGAGGGCAUCUCACUGGCUCAGGUCCCAAGGACACUGAAAAUGGGGAACACCCAAUACAGGUGCUAGAUGGUCCCAGACAGUAGCACAAACACAUUGAGCGAAGUGGAGUUUCUGGUGCAUUACAUGUCAGCCUGUGGAGAUACGAGCAGAUCUGCAGCCAGGGCUGGGUGAUGGCGGGGGUCGGGGGGGAAUCCAUGGGCAUCCUAUAGUGAGGGCUCCUCUUAGCAGAGUGGGGCCUCAGGCGCUCUGAAGUAGCAGCACCCCUCCCUUCGAAGGGUUUCAUGAACUCUUGGGGGCAGUGAGAUUUCUCAUCACUGCAAAUUACUGGGACCCAACUCAAGUGCGGUAGUGCAUCUUCUCCAAAUAUACCAAACUAGUUGCCGUUGAGCGGAUUUGGACUCAUGGUGACCCCAAGUGUGUCAAAGUAGAAGUGCCCUCUGUAGGGUUUUCAUGGCUGUGACCUUUUGAAAGUAAACUGCCAGGCCUUUCUUCCGAGGCGCCUCUGGGUGAGUUCAGACUGCCAACCUUUUGGUUCAUAGCACAGAGCUUAACUGUUUGCACCAAAUAUACCGUGGGAUUAUGAGGAUUAGGAGUCCAGGGCCACCAAAGUGGGGGGGUUUUCCACAGACUAGGCUCUCCCCUGGGGCAAGGGGGUCCAGUGGUGAGCAGGCACAGUAUGUGAGCCUGUUGCCCCCCUCCGCGAUGCCUUGACUCAUCCCAAGCCCUGAACUGACAACAGAACUUCUCAAGUGCCACAGAGAAAGUGUAGCAUCCUCCACGUGGGUGGCCUGCACAGCUCAGGCCUCUCCCUGCCAUCCGGAAACUACCACCCACCUCCCACAGCCCUGCCUCUGCUGUGCCCCUGGUCUGUACAUGUCCAGCUCUGAAGUUAGUUGUUCUUAGCCCCCUGGAGAGCUCAGAGACUAAGCCAGGGCCACUGGCAGCUCCCGGCCCCUGACCCUCUUCAGAGUGGGGCUCCAUCUCUCCAUGCCCAAGAAGAAGUUGGGGGAGGAACAAAAGGUAGAGGCUUUAGGGCCACACAGAUACCUGUUUAAAUCCCAUCCCUGCCUACCAGAUACUCUUGGUGACCUUAGGCAAAUCUUGAGUCUGGGUUUCCUCACCUGUAAAAUGGAGGUAAUAAUACCCUGGCUGUGAGGCUUAGUGAAAAUGUACACAAAGCAUUUGCACAGUAGUAUACCUGACACUUGAUAGGCACUUAACAAGUGGUAGCAUUAUUUUUAUUACUCUAGUGGCGUGCAGAUAACACAGGGGCCGAGGAACAACCCCUACCACCACCCAUGUCAUUAGGAUACCGGCUUUAGGCAGCUCUGACCAGGAAAGACUCGUGGCCAAGUAGAGAAGGAAGUGAAGGCCAUAUCUGCUGACUCCUACCCCUCUCAGAACCCCUACCUUCUCUGAUAGUAGAUGUGCCGGUACUCUGGCAGGUGUAUGUAGACAAGGGUGUCCUGAGUCACGGCCACAUCAGCAGCACCUCCAUGCCAUCUCCUUGUGAAACUGCUUGGCUGGGUGUGUGUGUGUGUGUGUGUAUUCUGGCCAUGUCAGGGAGUGCAUGUGCAUAGAGGCGGGUGAGUCGCUGAUAACCAGGGUCAGUCCAGUGUGGCUGAUAAGUCUGCAGCUGGUCCUGGCUCUUCUCUACCCCUUUGCUGUUUCUUGCACCUGGCAUACCUCCUGGCACACAGUAAGCACUCAAUAAAUGUAUGCUGAGAAUGACUAAGAACUUCUUC
This is a messenger RNA of Loxodonta africana (African savanna elephant), 7138 nucleotides long. RefSeq names its product solute carrier family 43 member 2 (gene SLC43A2). Lineage: Eukaryota; Metazoa; Chordata; Mammalia; Proboscidea; Elephantidae. The record is from RefSeq and is a predicted model, not a curated record. The transcript has 14 exons. Gene Ontology annotation, biological process: transmembrane transport; neutral amino acid transport. Gene Ontology annotation, molecular function: neutral L-amino acid transmembrane transporter activity; L-amino acid transmembrane transporter activity. The coding region runs from base 126 to 1832 and encodes 568 amino acids.